Messenger RNA from Micropterus dolomieu (smallmouth bass), 3908 nucleotides. It is a transcript of the gene tecpr2, whose product is annotated as tectonin beta-propeller repeat containing 2. Gene Ontology annotation, molecular function: protein binding. The coding region runs from base 298 to 3147 and encodes 949 amino acids. The transcript is spliced from 19 exons. The record is from RefSeq and is a predicted model, not a curated record. NCBI's taxonomy places the organism in Eukaryota, Metazoa, Chordata, Actinopteri, Centrarchiformes, Centrarchidae.
GAUCCUCUGGCUGCAGAUGAAGAUGAUUAAUUAUCAGAUUAAAGUCAUGAGUUAUAGAAAGUCUGUGAUAAAGGCCGUCGGUUAGAAGAUGAUGAAACAACUGAAAACUAAAAUAAAACAGAAAUGAAACAGGUGUUGUUCCGGUUCCUGCCAGCUGGUGGCGCAGUUUGUUGACAGCAGCUCAGUAUCCGUAUGGGAGCUGUCAGGGCGAUGUCACCGCUCAGAUCCUUAAUAUCCUGCUGCAUUUAAACAUCUGGACCAACAUCUGGGCGGAACCUUCCCUGUAAACUGAGAAACAUGGAGGCCCAGCUGACCCCGCCCUCCAUCCUGAGAGAGUUCUGCCCGCUUUACUACCUGCUGAAUGCCAUCCCAGCCAAGGUGCAGCGUGGGUUCAGGUCUGUCCUGGUCUACCUGACGGCUCUGGACAGCAGCAGUGACUUCCUGGCGGUGGGCAGCAGCAUCGGCAUGCUCUACCUGUACUGUCGCCGCCUCGCACACAUGAACAAGUACAGCCUGGAGGGGAAGAGUGAUGCGAUCACAGCUGUAAAGCUGCUCAGCUGUUUUGAUGACCUGGUUGCCGUGGGAACAGCAUCUGGUCGAGUAGCCAUCUUCCAGCUGGUGUCCCCGCUCCCUGGUCGGAACAAACAGUUGAGGCGUUUCGAUGUGGUUGGCCUCCAUAAAGGCUCCGUAACGUCUUUGGCGUGGAGUGCCAACGGGAUGAAGCUUUUCUCUGGAGAUGAUAAAGGACGAGUUGUGUUCUCGUCUCUGGACCUGGACCAGGGGGUGUGUAAACCUGUGCUGCUGUUGGAGGAGUCUUCAGGUGUGGUUCAGAUGGAGUACAGCCACCAGGUGCUGCUGGUCUCUACACAUCAGAGAUCUCUGCUUUACUGCACACAGAAACAGGAAGUCCAGCAGCUGGGUUCAAAGCCCCGCAAGAGCAGCGGCAGGUUCGGAGCCUGCUUCCUGCCGGGUCUCUGUAAACAGAGCGAUCUUCAGGUGUUUGCUGCUCGACCUGGACUCAGACUGUGGAGGUCCGACAUCAGAGGACAGGUGGAAGACACCAGACUGCUGAAGCCACUCUUCACCACACAGAUUCCUCAGUUUGAGUUGUUCCCUCGUUCUGAUCCAAUCGGAGCUUACCGUCCGGCAGACAGACAGCUCGGUCUGCUCAGCUGUUUCCUCAGAGAGGGCUGGAUCCUCAGCUGGAACGAGUACAGCAUCUACGUCCUGGACUGUCUCAACGAGGUGAUAAUCGGAGCCUUGGAGAGCAGUGGAGAUAUUGUUUCAGUGUCCUGUUGUGACAACGAGAUCUUCAUCCUGAAAGGAGACAGAGACAUCAUCCGUCUCUCUAACAGCCCAGAGGGACUGGCCUCCAACUUGUCCGAGCUCUCUGUCCGCCUGUCCUCUCCUUUGGCCACACCCACCGUCCUCCCACCGAUGGGAUCAGUGGAAACAGCUCAGCCAAUCAGAACUAUGGCUAUCAUCGUAGAGGCGGGCGGGAGGGAAGAGGGAGGAGGAGGAGGAGGAGGAUGGGAGAGGCACAGCGAGGAGGGAGAGAAAGAGGACGAGGAGGAAGGAGUGGAGGAAGUGGAGGAGGCAGAGGAGCAGCUGGAGCAGGCGGAGCAGCUCGGCCAGCGGUCCGGUUUGUUCACCACCAGCUCUCGGAGCCGCAGCAGCUCUGUCACUUCCUGGGACAGUCUCCAUGGAAACGCCCCGGUGACCACAUCCUGCGAGCUGAGCUGCAGGCGCUACAGCGCCCCCCUGGGUCAGGGGGAGAUGCUGCAGGAGCUGGUGGUGAAAGCCAUCAGAGUGAAGAAGAAGAAGAGGAGACGACAAGACAGCAGCAGUGGGAACCGUCUCUCUGAGAGCAGCUGUUCAGACUCCAUGUUUGUAGUCCAGGACAGCAGCUGUAGUGACGGAGGAAGCGGGACUCCUCUGAGUGACCAAGCCUCCCUUAUCGGUCUGGACCUUCAGAACCAGGACUCCCCAGAACCAAACCAUGACCAGGACUCACAGGAGAGUCAGGGUAUAAAGGAUGGAGAGGAGUCGUCCCCCAUCGAGUCUGGCUCCCUCCUGCCUCCAGGUUCCCUGCUCCUCCAGGGUCUGGAAGCCUCUGGUCCUGGGGCAGAGGCAGAGGUUGUCCCACCGACUCCAGAUGUGGAUCUGCUGUUGGAGUGCACCUUUUCCUACAUGCACAACGCUGAGGAGGAGGACGGACAGGAGCAGCAGCCAAUGGAGGAGCAGGAAGACGAGUUUCUGAGCCCUCUGAUUGGACCGGAGGAGGAGGAUGAGGACCUGGCGCCCCCUGCUGGUCUGGUGGACCAAAUGUUUUAUUCUACGGUGUCUUGUCUGGACAGAAAACCCAGUAUGUCCAGUGAUGAAGAAGGAGACAUCUACUGUCACACUGUGCCCCCUGCUGGCAGCGGGGGGGAGGUCCUCAACUGUCCGUCCACUCAGACGGAGAACACAGCAGACAGAAAGUUGGACCAGGAUGCUCAGGACAGAGACACACCGAAAGCUGACCAGUUGGCAGAGAGCUGGAUGGGCUACUCAGGACCGGGAUGUGGAAUACUGAGCCUGCAGGUGACUGACAGGUAUGUGUGGUGUCUGGACUUUAAAGGAGGACUGUUCUGCAGCCCUCUGCCUGAAACUGGACUCACCUGGCAGCGUUUUGAAGACAACGUCCACCAGGUGGCGUUAUCACCUUCAGGUAAUCUGGUGUGGAAGGUGGAGCAGAAGAGCAUGACGGCGUUUGCUUGUGCUAAAGUAUCAGUUAAAGGAAAACGUCACUGGUACAAAGCUGUGGAGCAAACGGGGUUCGUGGCUCUGAGUGACGACUCCGCCUGGAUCAUCAGGACCAACGGAGACCUCUACCUGCAGACAGGUCUGAGCGUGGACCGGCCCUGCGCCCGCUCUGUGAAGGUGGACUCGCCCUGCGUCUUCAGCCAGGUGUGUGUGAGAGGAGGCGUGGUCUGGGCCCUGAGCGAGCACAAGGCCCUGUUCUACAGAGAGGGCCUGAACAGCUACUGCAGCGAGGGCGAGGGCUGGAAGUACGACACCGUCAGGUACUACUGCUACUGUAGUACUACUGUAGUACUGCGGCGAGGGCUGGAAGUACGACACCGUCAGGUACUACUGCUACUGUAGUACUACUGUAGUACUGCGGCGAGGGCUGGAAGUACGACACCGUCAGGUACUACUGCUACUGUAGUACUACUGUAGUACUGCGGCGAGGGCUGGAAGUACGACACCGUCAGGUACUACUGCUACUGUAGUACUACUGUAGUACUGCGGCGAGGGCUGGAAGUACGACACCGUCAGGUACUACUGCUACUGUAGUACUACUGUAGUACUGCGGCGAGGGCUGGAAGUACGACACCGUCAGGUACUACUGCUACUGUAGUACUACUGUAGUACUGCGGCGAGGGCUGGAAGUACGACACCGUCAGGUACUACUGCUACUGUAGUACUACUGUAGUACUGCGGCGAGGGCUGGAAGUACGACACCGUCAGGUACUACUGCUACUGUAGUACUACUGUAGUACUGCGGCGAGGGCUGGAAGUACGACACCGUCAGGUACUACUGCUACUGUAGUACUACUGUAGUACUGCGGCGAGGGCUGGAAGUACGACACCGUCAGGUACUACUGCUACUGUAGUACUACUGUAGUACUGCGGCGAGGGCUGGAAGUACGACACCGUCAGGUACUACUGCUACUGUAGUACUACUGUAGUACUGCGGCGAGGGCUGGAAGUACGACACCGUCAGGUACUACUGCUACUGUAGUACUACAGUAGUACUACUGUAGUACUACUGUAGUAGUAUUACGGCAGAUGGGACUUCAGUCUGGAUGUCAGAUCAGAGUCCAUGUGACUCUGCUGAAGCUGAAGCUGAUGGUUUAUUCACU